This is a messenger RNA of Cryphonectria parasitica EP155, 2807 nucleotides long. RefSeq lists its product as uncharacterized. The transcript has 2 exons. The coding region runs from base 50 to 2752 and encodes 900 amino acids. Lineage: Eukaryota; Fungi; Ascomycota; Sordariomycetes; Diaporthales; Cryphonectriaceae. The record is from RefSeq and is a predicted model, not a curated record.
CUCGGGGUUCACUCACCAGAACUUUCGAAAGUCGUUCCUCUGGGUCAUCAUGAUGGAUCCAGUGACCGCUGUGGGCGUCGCCGCCGCUGUGGUCCAGUUCGUAGACUACGGCAAACGCCUGCUGUCUCGAGCCCACGAGAUCUACAAAUCUCCCGAUGGCCGCACCGAGAGUGAGUCCAAGCUCUUGAGCGGCCUCAAAGACCUCCGUACGCAGGCCACCCAGGCAUACGAGACGCUGGGCCGGUUUCCAGCCGCUCAGAGCGACAGUGACAUCGCUGAGAUCUUCGGGGACGUCGAGAAAGCCUCUCGGGAGUUUGACGACCUACUGGCGUCGAUUCAGCAACGGCAAUCGCGACAAAAGUACGACCGGAAGGGAAAGAAGGUGCUCAAGUCGACUCAGCUGGCAUGGAAUAGCCUUCGGGACGAGUCAGAGGUGAAGACAUUGUUGAAGCGGCUUGACGGUAUACGAGACCGUGGGGUCAGUUUCACGCUGUUGUCUCUGUGGCAAGCAUCGAAAGAGAGCGGUGAGAGAGAGGUCCAGUUCAGUAAGAUGCUGAGUGAAGUCGUGGAAACACUGCGACGACUCGACGAAACAAGAGCCUCAUCAAGUUCCGGUCCAAAAUACCUGGGCGAUUCCGCUGAAAAGAGAGAUACAUACCAAGACCAGGUCAUUACGGUGCUCAACGACCAUUUUCAAGCGACUGACUCCAUCUACCGAGACCUGGUGGAGACGCUCUGGAACCCAAAAAGGAGACCUGUGGUGCAGCCGCCGGAUGUGGAGGCCGCCAUCAUGACAGCUGAUGACUCGGUAUUUCGGACUGAAAUCAAAGACGGGCUCGUCUCUGGUGCCUUCGAUAACAUUGACGCCCGAGAAGAGGCCAUCGCCGGAUCAUACAAAGGCACAUUCUCCUGGAUCUUCCAUGGGAAUACGAACAAAUGGUCGAAUUUUCCCAAAUGGCUCGAAAGCGACGCAGACACGCCGUACUGGAUCACAGGCAAGCCUGGUUCCGGAAAGUCGACGCUGAUGAAGUACAUCCUUCAUAGCCCUGCGCUGGCCAAGAGCCUCGAGAGGUGGGCACGGGGCUCGCCGCUGUACAUAACCAGCUUCUAUGCCUGGCUCCCAGGGUCAGACCUGCAAAAAUCCCUCUCGGGUUUUAUGAGGACUAUACUGUUCCAGGUCCUGCAAGCAAGCCCUGAGCUUGUGCCGAUCGUCGCACCGAGGAGAUGGGCCCUCUUCAGCACGCUUCGAAGCUGUAAGAGGCAGCCGUUGUGGUCAGACUGGGAGAUCGAGGAGUCAUUCGACAUGCUGCUCACCGAGGUCGGCAGCGAAAAGAAGAAGCGGCUAGCCAUCUUCAUCGACGGGCUCGACGAGUUUAAAGUGCCGCCUGAGAGGAUCUUGACCCUGAUCUCGGAUGUCUGCCGGCGCGGAGGCAUCAAGGUCUGCGUCGCCAGCCGGCAGUGGACAGAAUUCAAUGACGCCCUAGAUAGGCACCCGAUGUUACGGAUGCAGGACGUUACGGAGAACGACAUGCUUCUCUUCGUGCGAGGCAAGCUGGAGGCCAACAGGGGGUUUUCUGACCUGAGCAAGAUAUUUCCCGCCGAGGCCGAGACGCUGAUCCGGGAGGUGGUCGAGAAGGCUAACGGCGUCUUCCUCUGGUCGUAUCUGGUCGUUUGCAAUCUGGAGGAGGCACUCUCCAACGGCGACGGGCUGCCGCAGCUGAGAGCGACCCUCCAGAGCCUGCCGGAAGAUAUCAAAAGCCUGUACACGGUGAUCUGGAAAAGCAUCAAGGGAUCCAAGUCGGACUCGGCAGAGAUUUUCUCGCUCAAGAUGGCAGCCUUGGGUAGCUUGGACUACACUGUCCUGUGGCUGGCACAAGAGAACAUCGCACCGGCACACGCUCUGAAACUCAUGAUUUUCUCCGAGGAUGCCAAGGCUGGUAUCCGCGGCAUCAUCGUCCGCCGCCUGGACAGCAAGACCCGAGGGCUUCUCGAAUUAACGCCGGGGGGCGAAGUUGAGUUCAUGCACCGCACUGCCCGGGACUGGGUAAACAAGCCCGAGAUCUGGGCCGACAUCAGCUCCUAUCUGCCAAAAGACUUCAACCCGAGCCUGAACUUGUUGUAUGCUGAAGCGCUUUCCUUUGCCAAUGACAGACUUAUUAUUGCCACUACUAGGGGGUCGAAAUUACUCAAGAUCGCCAUGCCUAACCUCCUGCGGUAUUCGCCAGACGUGACCAGCUUGACCACACCCGAAUCUCGAGCUGGGCUCGUACAGGCUCUUGAUGCUAUGGAUAGGCAGGCGACGUUAUUGAUUGGACGCGAUUGGGUAGAUCUGAACCGCUACGGCGUCGGCGUCUCACCGACUUUCUUCGGGAUCGUCUGUUGCUGGUGUUUUCUGACUUACCUCGAGACGAAGCUGUCCCUCGAACCAUCCUUGGUGAAUGAGAAGAUGGGGUCGUCCCUCUCUCCGUUAGAGCAUGCCAUCUGGGGUCACCGUUUGGUAGCAGAAACUAAGAAAGUGCCAUUUGAACUCAGAAAGAAGACAAUCUCGUUUCUCUUGGACAGCGGAGCUUCGCCUCGGCUUAGCUCUCGCAAACACGACGAACUACGGGAUAUAGUUAGCGGUAGACCAGCAUUCGAGUCUGAGGAGGAGCGAGCGUACUGGGCCUGGGUGAACAUGGUCCUGAGGGUGAAGCAGAAGAAACGAGCUAUGGCGUCCUUGUUCAGGUGGUUGCCACGAAGGGCCGGCUCUUGAUUUUUUCUUCAUACAUACCUAGGUAGUACCUCAAUCUUGAAACAAGUUCUAGAGC